Monodelphis domestica (gray short-tailed opossum) is the source of this 1981-nucleotide messenger RNA. RefSeq names its product fasciculation and elongation protein zeta 1 (gene FEZ1). Lineage: Eukaryota; Metazoa; Chordata; Mammalia; Didelphimorphia; Didelphidae. Gene Ontology annotation, cellular component: cytoplasm; axon. The record is from RefSeq and is a predicted model, not a curated record.
UUAAUAACGAGGGAGCCCAGGGCCAGGCCAGGCCAGGCCAGGCAGGGUCUCAGUUGCGCGCUCCUGAGCAGCCGGCGCCUGCUAAGGAAAGAGGCUGGAGCCGGCCCGAGCUCGCGCGCGCGCGCGUUCCUGAGAGCCUGGGUGUGCGCUGAGGGCGGGGAGGGGGAGAAAGGAAAGGGAGGGGGAGAGGCACUGCUGGUGCAGCUGGGGGGAAGCGCUCGCUCCGCUUGUCACCACCGCUCCGGCCGCCGCCCGCCGUGGCCCCCGUGAAUGGAGGUGUCCGGCUGAGCCCCGGGAUCCGCCUCCCUCCGUCAGGAGCCUUACAGGUUGCCUAGUGUUUUCCCUGCAGUAGAUGCUCAGUAAAUGUUUAUUAUUGUUGUUGAUGAUGAUGAUGAUGGUAAUGAUAUCAACUUAAUCCUGGAUAAAAGUCAACGUGAAAGCUCUUCUUGGUCAAAACCUGCUCAAGAUGGAAGCCCCAUUGGUGAGCUUAGAUGAAGAGUUUGAGGACUUGCGACCCUGCUAUUCGGAGGACAGGGAUGAGAAACCUAGAUGUUUCUACGGCUCAUCCCCCCACCACCUCGAGGACCCCUCUCUCUCUGAGCUUGAGAAUUUCUCCUCUGAAAUUAUUAGCUUCAAGUCCAUGGAGGAUCUUGUGAAUGAAUUUGAUGAGAAGCUUAAUGUGUGCUUUCGAAACUAUAAUGCCAAGACUGAGAACCUGGCCCCUGUGAAGAAUCAGUUGCAGAUCCAGGAGGAGGAAGAAAAUCUGCAGGAUGAGGAAGUUUGGGAUGCUCUGACAGACAAUUACAUCCCUUCACUUGGGGAAGACUGGAGAGACCCAAACAUCGAGGCUCUGAAUGGCAACAUCUCAGACACUGAGAUCCAUGAGAAGGAAGAGGAAGAGUUCAAUGAGAAGAGUGAAAAUGACUCUGGGAUUAAUGAGGAACCUCUACUCACAGCAGAUCAGGUAAUUGAAGAGAUUGAAGAGAUGAUGCAGAACUCCCCAGACCCGGAGGAUGAAGAGGAAGUUUUGGAGGAGGAUGAUGGAGGGGAAACUUCAUCCCAGGCAGAUUCCAUCCUCUUGCAAGAGAUGCAGGCACUGACACAGACUUUCAACAACAACUGGUCUUAUGAAGGGCUAAGACAUAUGUCAGGGUCUGAGCUGGGUGAACUGUUGGAUCGGGUAGAAGGUGCCAUCCGUGAUUACUCUGAGGAACUGGUACAACAGCUUGCCAGGCGGGAUGAGCUGGAAUUUGAGAAGGAAGUGAAGAAUUCCUUUAUUACUGUGCUGAUUGAGGUCCAGAACAAACAAAAGGAGCAGAGAGAGCUGAUGAAGAAGAGACGGAAAGAGAAAGGGUUGAGCCUGCAGAGUAGCCGAAUAGAAAAAGGAAACCAAAUGCCCCUCAAGCGCUUCAGCAUGGAGGGCAUCUCCAACAUCCUGCAGACUGGUAUUCGGCAGACCUUUGGCAACUCAGGGACUGAUAAACAGUAUCUGAACACAGUCAUUCCCUAUGAAAAGAAAGCCUCACCUCCAUCAGUGGAAGAUCUGCAGAUGCUGACAAACAUUCUCUUUGCCAUGAAGGAAGAUAAUGAGAAGGUGCCUACAUUGCUGACAGACUACAUUUUAAAAGUGCUCUGUCCUACUUAACCUUGCCCUUUGGAGCACCCCAGCUGCAGGAGGUAGCUGGGCAAGAGAGUCAUUCCAUCGCAGGGACUGCAUGACACCAUGUAACCUCCGACGUGUACUUCAAUGUGUAUAGCAUAACCUGGAUUAAACAUGAGCAAACGCGGGAUCCUUUGCUGUUGGCUUCUAGUCCUAGUAAUCAUUGGAUGCAUGAGUGAGGGGCAGGGCUAGUGACGUCUACUCCUCUCUGCCUGGGUCGGAGGAAGACAGAUGCUUUUAUCACUAUGUAUUCCGGCUCCAGCCCUCAAAACACAGCUUAUACUAUGAGACUAAUUUUGAAAUAAACACUCAUUUAAUUAA